UGAAGUUGUUAACUAUACCUAAGUUUGUUUUAAUCCCUGCUUUGGGUAUGAAGUUGUUAACUUUAGUGGUAGUGUUGAAUUAAAUAGUUCUAGUGGCAGCAUUAAUUUCAGCAGCAUUAAAUUAGUAUUGGAGCUACCAAUGGCAGAUGUCACAAAUUGAAGUUUAGGUGCUGAUAUGUAAAUGUAUAAGAAUUGAGUGGUUUGUACGUAUAUAUUUCUUCUAAAUUUGACCACACCAGAGCUAGCUAGUAGGGAGAAAACAUUCUUUUUCUAUCUACACUUUCUUUGAUAAAAUCAGUGUGAAAUUCCUUUCAUCUUUUUUGAAAUAAAUUUAUGUAAAUCAAUUUUUUGGUCAUAACAAUUACAUGUUUUUCUCUUACCAGAGAAUUCAAGGCCGCCGACUGAAACCUUUCAACUGAUAGAGGUAUGAGGAACUCCAUUAAUGACCUUAAGAUAGAGAUUUCUGUGAUUUUUACAUUGUUUGCUGUAAUUAUGAUGCCUUAUUGGUACUUUAACUCAUUCAAUUUGUUCAUGUUUAAUUGGUAGAAAAUUAGAUAAUAUGUUAUAUGACAGGUCAUACUCACUGCUGUUUAUUCCCUGCUGUUGAAUCAUGUCUAAAGUGGUUGAGGGGGGCCAGUCCGCAAUGUGGGACAAAGAGGUUACAAAUAUUUUCUGUGAUUUGUGUAUUAAAGAAAUAGAGCUGGGUAACAGACCAACAACGUAUUUUAAUAAGGAAGGGUGGAAUAGCAUUGGCAAGAGAUUUAAAGAACUGACUGGUAGGGAUUACGACCGCCUUAAAUUUAAAAACAAAUGGGACCAGCUGAAGAAGGAAUGGAAAAUAUGGAAGGAGUUGAAGCGUGGAUCUACCGGUCUGGGUUGGGAUCCGAUUAAAAGGACAAUUGAUGCUCCAGCUGAAUGGUGGGCUGAAAAACUAGAGGCAGUACCGGCAGCGAAGAAGUACAAACAGUGUGGAAUAGAGCCGGAAUUUGAAGCGAAAUUGGACAUAAUGUUUAGAUGGGUUGUCGCAACAGGAAAGUUUUCAUACAACCCAAUUGAAAGCGGUUUUACAGGGAUACCAGAUGAGAUCACACCUGAUCCAGUGACACCCGAUGAAGAAGUUCAAAGCAUUAACCAGAGGGAUAUGGGGGAGUCCAGUACAAUUUUAAAGAGGCCAAGGAUUGCUAAGAAAAAUAAAGAGAAAGAACAUGCUGUGAACACCGCCUUCGACCGUUUAAUUGAAGCUUUUGCAGCUCCACCAAUAUCUGAAGAUAGCAUAUUAGACUGUCUGAGGCUUUUGGGCACUAUUCCUGAAGUUGUGGCCAACAAACGAUUUCAUGCACAGUGUGUGAAAAAACUGGAGGAUUCAACGCGAAUGAAAAUUUUCUUGGCACUUGCGCCUGAAUUGCGACUGGAAUACUUGCGGGUUUUGGUAGAGGAGUGAUUAUUUUUAUUGGUAUAUGUAUUUGGUGGACAAAUAUGAUCUUUCUAGUUCAGAGACUUCUACUUAUGUAGUUUUUUAUUUUUAUGUUUAGAACUUCUAAUCAUGUUGUUUUUUCAUGUAGUUGUAUCGUCUACAUAUGUACCUGCCAGUAGUUAAUGUUUUAUUUUUAAGUUGCGUAUUAUAUGUUUUGAAUUUGUACAAUAAAUAUUUGGUAGUGCUGCAGAACUAUAUUAUCAUGCACUAAUUCUAUUUACAUCUUAUAUUAUUUAGGAUGGACCCACAACGUGCGCGUCGUAGGAGAAUGGCAUUUGCUACAGCCGUUGCAAUAUUGUUGUUGGAUUAUUACCGGAGUAGAACUCCUCGCAUUCCCCGCAUGACAUCCAGCUUUGUUGGAGAUAGAUGGGUUGGUGAAAUGCUUUCUGGCCAUCCAAUAAGGUUUACAAAUAUUUUCAGAAUGACAGCACCAAUUUUUAUGGAUCUUUUGCACGAGUUAUGCCUAAAUCACGGCC
Messenger RNA from Phalaenopsis equestris, 1950 nucleotides. RefSeq names its product L10-interacting MYB domain-containing protein-like. The transcript is spliced from 2 exons. The record is from RefSeq and is a predicted model, not a curated record. Bases 611 to 1441 code for a protein of 276 amino acids. Lineage: Eukaryota; Viridiplantae; Streptophyta; Magnoliopsida; Asparagales; Orchidaceae.